Molecule: messenger RNA, 4039 nt
Organism: Pecten maximus
Lineage: Eukaryota; Metazoa; Mollusca; Bivalvia; Pectinida; Pectinidae
Product: electron transfer flavoprotein-ubiquinone oxidoreductase, mitochondrial-like
Exons: 14
Coding region: 26-1870 (614 amino acids)
Biological process (GO): electron transport chain
Cellular component (GO): mitochondrial inner membrane
Molecular function (GO): electron-transferring-flavoprotein dehydrogenase activity; iron-sulfur cluster binding
Source: RefSeq, a predicted model, not a curated record
ACUUUACGGCAUUUAGUUACACAACAUGGCGGCUCUUAUGAGAAAAGUAUCUGUCUGCAGCCGAAAUGGUAAAGGUUUGUGGUCAUACCUUCGCCAGAGGCACUAUUGUGCUAAUGCCACUAAAACAACACCAAAGAUAACAACACAUUACACUGUUCAUCCCAGAGACAAGGAUCCAAGAUGGGCAGAGGUAGACAUGGAGCGGUAUGGGGAUGAGACAGAUGUUCUCAUUGUUGGAGGGGGGCCUGCUGGUCUCUCUGCAGCUUGUAGACUCAAACAGAUGGCAAAUGACCAGGGAAAAGAGCUGCGGGUCUGUCUGGUGGAGAAAGCAGCUGAAAUAGGUGGACACACUCUAUCCGGUGCAUGUAUUGAACCAAAAGCACUGGAAGAACUUUUUCCUGACUGGAAAGAACGAGGGGCUCCACUUCAUACAAAGGUAAAAGAAGACAGAUUUUCAUUGCUCACCAAAACAGGAAGAAUACCAAUUCCAAUUUUACCUUUUUUUCCGAUGAACAACCAUGGUAACUACAUUGUACGACUAGGUAAUGUAGUACGGUGGCUUGGUGAGCAAGCAGAGGCCCUAGGAGUGGAGCUAUACCCUGGCUAUGCUGCUAGUGAGGUUUUGUUUCAUGAAGACGGGAGUGUUAAAGGUAUUGCAACUAACGAUGUAGGAAUAUACAAAGAUGGAUCCCCAAAGGACACAUUUGAGAGGGGGAUGGAACUACAUGCCAAAGUGACUAUAUUUGGGGAAGGUUGUCAUGGCCAUCUGGCAAAACAGCUGUACAAGACAUUUGACCUGAGAAAAGAUUGUGAGCCACAAACUUAUGGUAUAGGACUGAAGGAACUCUGGGAGAUUGAUCCCUCACAACAUGUCCCUGGACGUGUGGAACACACUGUGGGCUGGCCUUUUGACAAGAACACCUAUGGUGGAACAUUCCUUUAUCACCUGGAUGAGGGCCCAAUGGUUGUUGUAGGCAUGGUGGUUGGUCUUGAUUAUACUAACCCCUUCAUCAACCCAUUCCGAGAAUUACAGCGAUUCAAACACCAUCCUGCCAUCGAACCCAUAUUCAGGGGAGGUAACCGUGUAGCAUAUGGUGCCCGCGCUCUCAAUGAAGGCGGAUUACAGUGUAUUCCUAAACUGACUUUUCCUGGAGGUUGUUUAAUAGGCUGUAGCUCAGGAUUUAUGAAUGUGCCUAAGAUCAAGGGAACACACAAUGCCAUGAAGAGUGGUUUGGUAGCUGCUGAGUCAGUGUUUGAUACACUUUUCAAUGAAGAGAUCAUGUCAAAUUCUCCUACAACAAGUCCUGAACCAAGUCUGUAUGAGGAGAGACUCCGGAAAAGCUGGGUAUGGGAUGAAAUGAAAGCUGUUAGAAAUGUAAGGCCAUCUUUCCAUUCCACAUUGGGUCUGUAUGGAGGUUUGGCAUACACAGGACUUUUCUACUGUUUCCUCAGAGGAAAAGAGCCCUGGACACUGAAACAUGGAGGUGCUGACAAUACACGACUAAAGCCUGCUGCUGAAUGUACCCCUGUUGAGUAUCCUAAGCCAGAUGGGAAGAUCAGCUUUGACUUACUGUCCUCUGUGGCACUGACCGGCACAAAUCAUGACCAUGACCAGCCUGCCCAUCUCACACUUAUGGAUGACUCGGUGCCUGUCAAUCAUAACCUGGCUAUUUAUGAUGGUCCAGAACAAAGAUUUUGUCCUGCUGGAGUCUAUGAAUAUGUGGACACAGAGGAUGGGACAGGCAAACGGCUUCAGAUCAAUGCCCAGAAUUGUAUUCAUUGUAAAACAUGUGAUAUCAAGGACCCUAGUCAGAACAUAAACUGGGUGUGUCCUCAAGGAGGAGAGGGACCCGCAUACAAUGGCAUGUAAGGCAAUCAUUUAGGGGUUGGGGAGAUUGCAGCAUUAACUGUUGAUGUGGAACAUUUGAAAUAUUCAGGACAGUUAACUGUUGCAUGCGGUGUGGAACUUUUGAAAUAUUCAGGUCAGUUAUAAAAGACUUUGUGUAAAAUGCAGGUUGAAUGAAAUGUAUAUAUAUUAUGGUGUAUGAAUGUAUUUGUACAAAGUGAUGUAUUCCUUGUAAGUGAAAGUGGAUAUAUGUAUAUGAUUGAUGAAGUGAAUGAUGUGGUUUAAUUUUAGGGCUAUUGCAGCAAGUUCAAAACUUGAAUACUGAUAGUUCAUGACAUUCAAUAAGCUUGUAUUAAAACAUAAUCAUUUGAAACCAAGACACACUUCAUUUUUUUUUUUUUUUCUUUUUUUUUUGUGAAAUUUUGUGUCAAUGGUUCAUUAUGCUUAAAUCAGACUUUUAGAAACAGGUACAAAUUUAUCACUUCUAUCCAUAAUUGAUAAUUUUUGGGCCUACCUGCUUGUCCGUUGUGUGUUUCAUAUAUUAUAUCUAUGCAAAUCAUUCAUAUUUCCAUGAUUGUUAAGUAAACAAAAGAAAAAAUGAAGAGUGGAUUUUGAAUGGACUGCUCUACGAGUCCUGUGGUGGGGAUGGAUGUUGAACUGAAGUAGCUGCUUAUUAAAGCGUAUAUAUGUAUACAUUUGUGUAGCCUAUCAAUGCAAUAUAAGGGACCACUGUAUACCCGACAGAUAUUUCUGGUGUUAUACAGUGUAUAGAUGAUAAAAAUAAAAAAUAAUGAGCAUUUAUUGGAAUCAUACAUAAAUGUUUGGGAAGUGUUGAAUUCUAAUUAAUAUCAGUUUGAAUUUUUUUAUCAGAAAAGUUUGUUGCAAUGUCAUUCGAGAUAUGUCUUAAAAAAUACAACUUGAAAACCACAGGGACUUGGCACAUAUUUCCAAUUCACAGUCCAUAUACCUGCUUAGUUCAUGCUUUAUUAUGUAUAUAUUAAUAUAUACAUAAAACUUCUAAAUGGACCAUGGGUUGGGAAGUUUUCAAUUUCUGCCAAGUCCCUAUGUUCAAAACAUAUACCGGUAUGUGACAUAAUAAGAUGGUCGUGAUUGUGAGAAACUGAAACUCAUAUUGAUUCAAAAUGAUAGGUUUUGUGAAAAUUUAAAUUUUAAGUGUUGUGUAUUUUUUAUUGGAGAUUUUUUAUAUGUACUUGAAAAUUUGAUUUAACAUUAUCUCAUCUCAAAAUAUCUGUGAUGCAAUUAAUCAGAUUCACAGGUAGUUGCCACCAAUACCACCCAACAAUCGUUAUAAAAAAUGUAAUUAUGAUACACAAUGUACUUAUGAUACACUUUAAACAGAGCAUUGGGCUAGGAAUUUGUGCCAAGUAUCUGUGGAAUGAUUAUAAUAGAUGUGGAUAUUACAAUAAUUGAUUUUAUGAGAUAAAGAUCUGGUAACAAUUAUAGAAAAAUAUUUAUACAUGUGAUAGAACAAUUAUUUUUUGUAUUGGAAAUAAAAUUUUCUUUCAUUAUAUUUCUUAAGGUCUGAGAUAUUCCAGAAUUAAUAGUAUGGGGUCAUAUUAGAACUUAUUUUAAUAGAAGAAUAUUCUGGUGCCAUUUUUCCUGCACAAUUGAUGAUGGAAUAACCUUUCGGCAUGACCUAGUAUUCUGCAUCUCCUUAUUUUGGCAACCAUGUCCAUCAUGACCAAGAUUAGAAGCUUUAUCUAGAAGUUAGAUAAACAUGUUUGCAAAUGUAACUAUAGUUGAACAAACUGACAAGAAAAUCAAGACUAACUUUGAUACUGGUUAGUCUUUUUGAUUUUAUACAAGGUUAUUUAUUAGGAAGGCAAUGUAGUCAAUUAAUCCUCAAUAAUUUGUCAAUAUAAACCAUGACAAGAUCAAAUCUGAAACCUGAAUACAAAUUACCUUUCAUUUACAUGCCGGGUUUCAAGAUUGCCGGUUUUACUUGCGAUAACAAGAUCUCAGAUUGAUUGAAGGUCCCCCUUUUUACCAUAAUAAGACCAGUAUAUUUAUUGCUUAUUGAUGACCUUAGUACUAUGUGAUGUGUUGACAAUAACAUCUAGUUAUCAGGUCAAUAUAACUUUGAGAAAGUGCAUGUAUGGGUUGAAAAUCAUAAGAGAUUGUAAUGUGCAAAUUAGAACAUAUCUGUUAAAAUAAACCAUUUUGAUUGUGAAA